AUGCUGCCAUUCCUCAGUGGUACCACACAGGGACCUUAUGGUGACUCUAGGAAAGACGUGCGGGCAGGAGCGCACUGGCUGUCAGGGUUGGGCAAGGCAGGAGCAGGCGGUGCUGCUGGCAGCGGCAGCGCUGGUGGUGGCGGUGGUAACUGCACGUUACGGCUGCGGCAAAUCACAUUGGAGGACAUUUGGACGGCGAAGCUGCAGGUGGAAGUGCAGCAUGAGGUGAAGUGCAGCAUGGGAGCAUGGCAGGGCACGGCACAAGAGGAGGCGGCCGAGGAAAAGGCUUCCCCCGCGGCUGCCAAGCUGGGUGGCGCUCCCACGCCUCCAUUAGGGGCCACCCACCACGCCUCGCAUCCUUCCAUCUUCUGCCCGCCCCUCUCUCACCCCCAUGCUCUGCACUACCUCGGCUCUUCCUCGUCUCUUCCCGAGCCCCUUGUGCUACAUUCCUCCUA
Molecule: messenger RNA, 455 nt
Organism: Closterium sp. NIES-65
Lineage: Eukaryota; Viridiplantae; Streptophyta; Zygnematophyceae; Desmidiales; Closteriaceae
Source: the annotation of a GenBank genome assembly